CGCAGCGCGUAGCCUGCAAUUCGCAAAUCUCUGCCCAUUCUGCUGAUUGGCACAGCGGAAUGGCAGCAGUGCCCUGCGGUCCCGUCACAUCCGGCGCUCCAUACAUUGGCUGGCACCUUGACGACUUUUUAGCCCGCUUGAAUUCCGCUCCCAUUCGAUUGAGAAAUCUGAAAUUGUUCGGUGGUUUCGUUCCAGCGUCAACUUAAACACCUUCAAAGAAUCACAGCAAUUACACUCAACUAUCUAGCGGCCAGUCUUGCACCAAAUUCGGCAACAAUGGACUUCCUCCGGCGAGUGUCACUCGACUCAGUUCGGUUGCCCAAUGACGAGUGCGAAGGUGUUCCUUCCACACAAACAUCAAGCUCGAUCUGCAUCUUCAGGGCAACUUCCACUUGGAAGGAGAUUGAUAAGGAGGCAGCCGACUUUCUUGACAUUUUUGACUCCUUGAGGCUUGACUCAGCUCUUAUAGCCUACGUUAAAUCAUCCAGGGCAGGAUGGUAUGCCCUGAGGCAAAUGGAAAACGGUUUGUAUAGUUUUCUCCUCAAAGACUACAUGUACAUGCUUGCAUGGACUUUUGACCCAGACAGAAUGGAGACGAGGGCAAUUGUGUGUGAAAGGAGUGAAUACAUCUCUCGCUCCAUUUUGAAAGGCGCAGGUGGUCAAUUUGACCUACCUGGACUCUGCACGCUUCAUCUUUACCAUCCCUUGGCGUUGGCAUGCAUCGUUCUCGUCGACUUCGUCUCGUAUUUUGACAAGCUAUUGGUUCAGGAGGGCUACCAAGUGGGGGGAAUCGAGGACAUCACCCGCCAUGGGUUCUGGGGGGUCGACGACGGGCAGGAACAUGAGGUGCCCGAAGCGGAGUUGAUUAAAGCAUCGAGGAAGAUUGCUAGGCUCAUCGGUCUCUUCGCAAAUAUGUUCAAGAGCCUCGAGAUCGCCCACGCAAUCGCGGCAACACUGAAGGAACAGGACAAGUGGCGGGAUCCCUUACACGUCAGCACUAAAGUACAGAGUGCCAAAGUCCACAGCGCCGAAGUGCAGGACUGGCGAGAAAAAUGCGCAAUCUCCCUCACCGAAGCCACCAGUAUCCUUCAUGGACGAAUACGAGCUAUGAAGCAAUCUUGCCAGGUAUUUGAUGCAAGGGCAAAAGCUUUGUCAAGUGUGAUAUCAACCCUGAUGCGCCGCGAGGACACCCGUAUCACAAAUGAACUGACCAAGGCCAGUAACAAGCUGGCUGCGGCCGCAGCUCGUGACAGCAGCGACAUGAAGGUGAUUGCCAUCAUGACCAUGGCAUUCCUCCCGGCAACUUUUUUUGCUGCACUAUUCGCGUUGCCAUCUCUGGACUGGCAGUCCCCCGGAGUGAUGGACAACAAAUUCUGGGUCUAUUGGGCCUGCACAGUACCCACUACUCUGGCUGUUUUCAUUCUAUGGGACGUGCUGCAGGCAAAUAAGAUAAAGAUGUUAUUUCAACGGUGGAGGAAUCCAGAGGCCGUGGACAACGAAACCACUGCGGACCAGAAACAUAAAGAGCCCCAGGGAAUCCAGAAACAGGACGUAGAGAUGGGCAGGGGGGUUAGGGACGAAAGAAAUAGGGACUUGUUAGGCCUUGCGGCCGUGGAUGGGGGGCUGAACUGUCAGGCCAGCACUUUUACCGUGAGUAACAUGGCAUUAUAGGCUGCUGCUGUUGCAAUACAAGGAAAGGAGGGCGUGGGACAGCCGGCACGGGAAAUUGUGGACAUCUUCAUUAGCAGAGAGUUUCCUCUAUUUCACUUCAUACUGCUGCUGGAAAGGCUAGGCAGCAUAUGGCGCAUUCACGUAAAAUUUCUUCCCUUGUCUUCUUCUCCUACCCCUGGAACGUCUACAGCGAAGAGACAUUUAAACUCAUGUCUAAUUUAUGAUAUGUGUAUAUAAAUAUUGACACAUGAAUGGAUAGCCACACGUAUAACAAGAAUCGCAGAGUUUAGGGUCUUAGAUCCCAAUAUAGGGGUAACUCGAACGUUUAUUCUUAGCCACAAUGUAGAC
Pseudomassariella vexata is the source of this 2019-nucleotide messenger RNA. RefSeq lists its product as uncharacterized. The transcript is spliced from 3 exons. NCBI's taxonomy places the organism in Eukaryota, Fungi, Ascomycota, Sordariomycetes, Amphisphaeriales, Pseudomassariaceae. The coding region runs from base 277 to 1671 and encodes 464 amino acids. The record is from RefSeq and is a predicted model, not a curated record.